AUGGCGGAACGACCGGAUGAGGGUGUAGAGAUGUUGGAAACCCCAAGCGGGGAUGGCGAUGGGGUUUCUUCAGGGGAGGACAAGAGUGGCCAUAGCUCGUCCUCAGAUUCUGAGCAAGAUGAAGAGGCGGAGAACAUACAGAUUGAUGCCUUGGAAAAGGCCGUUCAGGAGAACCCUGCGAACUACGAAGCUCACGUUCAGGUACGUCUCCAUCAUGCCAAUACCUCGUCAUUUGACACAUCCAAGGCCGAAGCUCUUGUCUCAUUUACAUAUGAGUGAUUCAUCCGUUUAUUCAUCAGUCUGCUACAAAGGUUGACGCCGGUUCUUCUGAAUAGUGUAUUUAUCAAGCAAUUCAUGCGACGGGCGGUCAGACUGUUCGUCUGUUGCCUACUCCUAUUUGUCCCGUCUCAUCGGAUGUCUUCGUUGACUUGCUAUGCAUAAUAUGAGGAUAAUGAGAUGUUGCUGUGGAAACUGAAUCCCAUGAUCCAAGGACUGCAAAGAGUAAAAAUAAAUCUACUCACGGAUGUUACAAUGGAUGACGUCGUUAGGUCUAUUUAUUCUACAUACUCUUACCAUAUUUUCAAGAGUAGAGAGGAAACAUGUGCAUGGUGGUACUGAUAGUGGAUAAGGGGAAUUAUUCAUUAUCUUGACUCAUCUGCAGACGCUCGGCGACUUAGAUCGAGAGGAAGUUGGGCAUUCAGGAGUGACAGCGGACACAAUUUUUGGUCAUAGAGUGAGAGAGCUGAUUGUGAUCUUUGUUAGAAGGACUGCACUAUUUGAGUUUGGAGGCUGGCCUAGAGAAGGUUCCUUGGCACGAUGAGAUCAUAAAUGUUAAUGAAUACAUGUCAGGAUUUGCUUUUAAAAGGAAAAAGCAAGAAGAUAGUGGCUCCUCAUGAUUGAUGUCCCAGUUUCUGAGCAUUUAUUUAAGAUUGUUGCAGCCGUAUAUUCUAGAAACAAUGCUAAUUUUUUGAGGCCUAUGGAAAUUACGCAUUUAUGUUGGCUGACAUUAUUUUACCCGGGAAUCGUGCAAUUCAAAAUUUUUCAGUGGUUAAACUGAUGAAUGAUAUUGUAAUAGUCGUCACGUAACUGGAUUUUAAGUGUUGUCAGGCAUAGGUCGUUUCACUUCUACAUCUGUUCGGUUCGGUUGGUUUCCUUGUUUUCUUCUGUCAUCCUUCUCUUAUUAUAUACAGCAGUAUACAUUUGUGCCACAGAUUAGCUGACAAGAAAAUUGGCGUUGUAAAAUUUUAUGAAGUACUACGUUUUUCGUUGUAAGGCAUAUUUAAUUUAUUCGUCAGGUAGGGCUCGUGUCACACUGGUUCUGUUCUUCCAUUGAUAUUGGAAGAGGUGCAUUCUCGGUAUUAUAAAAUAUUUUGUGGCUUUGUUUAAUCCUUGUUGCUUUCUUUUUACCAUUUGAAUAUAAGCUGUCUGAUGAAAGAUAUGAAUAAAAACACUUUAACUGCUAAUAAAUAAUUAAAACGAUGUAUUACAUUUCAAAUAACAUGAUUCAUGUUUCUCACAAUCAUUUUAUUUUAUUUCUUGUUGUGUCAGCAGCUUUUAUAAAAAAAAUCAUUUUUCAUAGGUUUAUAAACUCAUUUUUUGUAUUUCCUUAGCUCCACAUGUUUAAGUUUUGAUUUAAGCUUAUUAAAUGACUUUUCCUGUUUGCGCAGUAUAUACAGUGCUUAAGGAAGUUCUGUAACACUGAGAAGCUCAGACAAGCAAGAAAAUCAAUGAGCGAAUUGUUUCCCUUGAGUCCUAAAAUGUGGAUUGAGUGGGCGAACGAUGAAAUUACAUUGCAUUCCAGGUACACCACCAACUUAGGUUGCAGAUAUGGUAGUGUUUUCAUUGUGUGAUUUAGGGAGGCAGGGAGGCUGCGUUUUCGAGAUUGAGAUUUGACGCUCAGUUGUGCAAAAUUCAUAUCUUAUUUAUUUAUCCACAAUAGAGUGAUUUCAAUCAAUCAAGACCGUUUACUAUUUUUUUCCCAGUGUUAAGUUGGAACAGGCUGCCAGUGAACGUAAAGAUUUUACCAGGAUGGUGAUUUUAUUUCCGUGUCAAAUUGCAGAUAGCCACAGUGUCCAAGUUGGAUAUCUUCUUUUUCAAUGAUAAAACAAAUACUUGGACAAGCAUGCGUAAAAUUCAUUUCUGUAAAAACUUCUUUAGAAGAAGCGUACAAUCGGCGUCCAAGUGCUGCAGGAAUUUCAAGGCCUUGCUAGGGAACAGUGUUAUGCAGAAGAGAAAGACAUUUGAACCCAGGCGAAUGGGCAAUACAAGAACUUGUCUCCCAUUGGCAAUGCAAUGGUUUUGCUUGUCGCCUUAUUCUCCAUUUCUGUAUCUUGUUUGAAAUCAAGAAAAGUAGGUCCUUAUGUUGUAAAACAGUGGAUAUUGGAAGACGUCAUCCUAAUUGGAUGAUUGACUAAAGUUUACAUAUGAAAUGGCAAAACACUUUACCUCAUCAAUGAGCCAAAAAUUAAUGAAUUCAAUUAGUGAAAAUAAUCUUUCUGAAAUCAAGAAAUACAUCUACUAAUAAGAUGUUAAAUGUUAUUCUGAAAGUCUUACCAACAGUUGGAGGUUGAGCAGUGCCUAUGGUGGUGGGGGCUUUCUCUAGGGUGGUGUUUGGGGGAGGGGGGGGGGUGUUGUUUACCACUAAGGGGAGCUCUAGCUACUUCUUUUUUAUGGGGUUGCGUGAAUGCUCUGUGAUGUAUCCGUAAAAAGAAAAUGGCAGUGUUAUUUAGUAUGACUCAACAGGCUUCAAACAGUGGUGUAUGAGACCUAUUUCUUGAGAGUUCUAUGAGGCACACGAGUUUUUUUCUUGGAUUUGUUGUAUUUGUCAUUUUGGCGUUUCCCUAAGCAAUACACUCUAGAUUUACCUGCCUUAGGAAAGCUGUCUUUGUCCAACUAUGUCCAUGUGUGAACCCCUUAAUUCUGCAUGUAAAUAUUAUUACUUCAUGUUACCAGUCUGUGCUAUGACAAACCAUGUUUUCUUAACUGGAAGUAUCUAUUUCAGUAAUGGUGGACAUUAUUCUGGAAAAGAUGCAUUUGUUGGUUGUCCAUAAAUAGAGUCACUUUGUUACUUAAGAUCUUUAUUCUCUUUUAUAUUGCACUGCAGUAUUGAAGCUGUUCCCGUUAUUGAAGAGAUUUAUGAAAAUGGAGUCCAUGAGUAUUUGGUAGGUUUAUAUCCUGAUUCUGGACAAAGAUUCCUGGCAUGAGAUUUCUUUUUUUUUAAAUGAAGACUACUGAUCGGUUUCUUUCCUCCUUCUCUAGUCAGUUCCUUUGUGGUUGGAUUAUCUUCGUUUCAUUGAAGAACAUGAUCAGUCCGUAGCCCAGUGUGCCCCAGCUGGUGUUUCGAAGAUGAGGAAUUUAUAUGAGCGUGCCAUUUCUGCUGCUGGGCUGCAUGUCACUGAAGGCAGCAAGAUCUGGGAUGCAUAUCGAGAGUUUGAAGAGGCUAUUUUGUUGACCAUGGAUGACAGUAACAGUGAGGUAUACCAGGUUUUAAGCUACAUCAGAUUAUGUGUAACCAUAAAUUUCUUUUUAAUUAAUUCUAUUCACUCUUGCAUUGUGUAUGAGGAAUAACUUUGACGGCAGUAUCUUGGGGGUGGAAAAUAGAAAAAGGUGGGUAGGUUCACAUUGCAUUCAGCUUACCAUAAGUGUGCAAAUGGAGUUUCCAUACAUUUGGCUUCUUCUCCAGAUUUCUACAAAUAUUGAAAGUUAGGAUUUUGAUUUGAAUGAUCACAUUGGGGAGACCCCAACUAUGAUUGGAUGGCUUUCUUUGUGGACAACAUGAAGACCUUUUGCAGCGAGUUUGUGGACGAGCAUUGAACCAUAUGUCCCUUGGGUGUCUCUGUAGUGGAGAUAUUUAGCAAAAGCUUCUCAACAGUGUAGAAGAUCUAUAGACAUUUGACUUUAAUAAUGGGUAAUCCUAGUGAUAGAGUCAGAGAGUGGGUCUGAAUUCUUUAUGGCGAGGUGGGUUAAUCCUUUUUGAUUUUGGGAGGGUGAGGUAAUUUAACUUAGGAUUCACCAUCUCCGUGUAGGCUAUAUAAUUUUGUGUGAUAGGGUUGAGAUGAGAGCAAGGGGAAGACUACAAUCCUACAUUUUCUUCAGUUGACGUUUAACCCUCUCCAAGCAUAGAAAAGGUAGGAAUAGUUGAACAAAAGCAUGCUGAAAUUUUCCACCUAUGUUAUAUUUGUACUGUAAUCACGUGAAGCUGUGAUCUGAGUUGUUCUGUUGGGAAUGCCCUAGAGGAUGUAAAUUUAUUCAGCAUUCCACACAAAAGCCAAAUAUUUGAAUUUAUGGCGAUAUAUCAGUCAGUUCUUGUCUUGAAAUGUUGCCGGAAAUAACUAUUUUGCCUAAUGAUAUUUGAUAGCGAAGUUAAUAUCAGCCCAGAUUAUUAGAAAAAUGUUUUAUUUGUUGUAAAGCUAUGAUAGAAGAAAUGAAGAAGGAUCUACAAUUCUCCUAGAAAUGAAUGAAGAAUUGGGGUUAUGGAAGGAAACCUUGACUCUCGAUAUAUUUAGUUUUUUGCUGUCACCCAAGUUUUCAUUAAGAGGAAGAUUGGCUCGAAAGGUUUGCAUUGGGUGCAACCACUUUCGGCCAAUUCCUUCGGUGGUCACUGGACUCUGGCUGACUCACGAUUGUUGUGAUAGUGCUUAAGAUUUACUGCUUCACUGAUUCUGGUGCAGAAGACUGCAACCAUAUAAUUUUAUAGGUCCUACUGUAUUUCAUAUUUCUGUACUAGUAAAGAUCUGAAUAGUGUGCAAAAAAGUAUUGAGAUGGUGACCAAGGUUACAUCUGUUUUGUAGGACAAGGCUAAACAGAUAAAUCGUGUCCGUUCUCUGUUCCAGCGCCAGUUAUCAAUCCCUCUUGCUGAUUUGAAUUCAACAUUUCUUACUUACAAGCAAUGGGAGAUUGGACUAGGAAAUGCUUGUGAAAACAGCUCCGAUGAGUUGGAUGUGAUUCCGAAGAGUGUGGCAUCUGCAUAUCAAAGGGCCUUGGACAUGUACAAUGCUCGUGUAUCUUAUGAAGAUCAGCUUUCUGCUUCAAAUUCUGCUGACUCUGAUAGAAUCCAGCAUUUUAUGGUAUGGUACACGUCAGAAGGAACUAUCCACAUGCCAUUCUCUUGCUCACAAUUUUGUCUUAAGAAUGCCUUUUUUCUUUUCGGGAGUUAGGUCUGUGUUAUUAGCUGGUUUUUUCUUGUUUCAAGUUAAUUAAGUGUUUAUCAUUCUUAUUCGUGAAACGAUAUUUUUUUCAUUAGUUAUUUCUUGUUUUAGUUCAACUUCCAGGUUGAUCUGCAUUUUUUUUUCCUGUGUGUAUUUCUGAGUCGAUUAUUUUAUUUUUUAUUUCAAACAAUUAAGUUAUAAUCGCCUUGAAAUAUCUGUUUUUGGUGAUGGAUAUAUGGAAACUGAUACGGAUUACAAUAAUUUUUUGGUGCUUUGACAUGCUAACCCUCUUUUCUAGAUUCUCUUUGAUUCCAAUGGUUGUUAUCCAAUUGCUAUCAGUUUAUGCAUGAUUCGAAGGAACCAAUGUGUAGGCAUUUAUAUGUUUUGUUUUUUGGUUCCUAUUCUUUCUUAAAGAAAGUAAGUUUCCUGUUUUCUGCAGUCAUACAUAAAGUUUGAGGAUUCAUCUGGGCAUCCUGCUCGUGUUCAAACUCUUUACGAACGUGCUAUCUCAGAGUUCCCUAUUUCAAGUGAUCUUUGGUUGGAAUAUACUAGUUACAUGGAUAAAACUUUGAAGGUACUUUUAAGAUAUAUUAAUGAACUUUUCGUGGUGGGUAAUUGUGACAGAAUAUGCUUUUUCUCUUUUCAGAUCCCUACUGUUUUGAAGGAUGUUUAUUCCAGAGCUACAAGGAACUGCAGUUGGAUUGGCACUCUUUGGGUCCAGUACUUGCUUUCUUUGGAGCGUAUUGCUGCUUCAGAAAAGGAGUUAUCUGCGGUAUGUUCCCAUUUUUAUUCCUUUCUUUGAGUGAUCUUAUUGGUGCUACGUAUCACCUGAUUUAUUGUAUAUCAUGAUUUCCAAACUAAAUCUUUAGGCUGGUACGUUCGUACUGGAUUUUUUUUGAAAACUGUGUAGGAUGUCUAAAUAAUGAAGCUUUGGGAUGCAUCUCAUGUACCUCCAGCUUAGAUGUGCUUUUUAUUGGGAUUUUCAUAUUUACCAAUGAAUAUGUUCUUCUAUACUUCGUAUUCAUGAAAAUUGGGGCUUCAGUUUAAGAAAUAAGAACUGUAUAUGAUUUUCUAAUCUUGGGAUGUGAUUUAUUCCUCUUUAUGCUGUCUCACUUUUCUCACAGAGUGAAUUUUUGCUGUUUACCCUUUGGUUUGGGCUAGGGGCCGUUUGAAUGCGUAUUUUAUUUUUUACUUAUUAUCCUUUGAGGGAAUCAGCUUUAUCUUUUGGUGAACAUUUUUCUACUCUAAAGUGGAAUAUUAGGUAAGUUUAUUUUUUAGGAGGGUGACUUAAAUACGGUUAUUUUGAGUUUCAUUGAUCAUUGUCUCGUGAAAUGGAUAUAAUUGGUUUAAAAUGGUUCGGUAAAGUUUAGGGUUACAUAUUUCUUGAUUUACAAUUGUGUUACCUGUGUAGGUUAUACUAUGCUGUAGAGUUUUUGAUAGGUUUUCUAUUUCUGUGCCUGAUGGUCCAUAAAUGCAUCAUAAUUAACUGUUUGCUUUGUACUUUUAUCUUUGUUCUUGCGUUAGGUCUUUGAGCAGUCCUUGCAGUGUGCCUUUUCAAGCUUCAAUGAGGUAAGUUACAGAGGAUCCAUUACAUUUGUCUGUUUUAUUUUCUCACACAUCUAUCUUUUCCUUGGACUAUUUUGUCACUUACUGUUUGCCAUUAUAGUUUUUCCUGCCAACAUGGUGAUUACCUGUUGCCUAAAACAAUUACAAGCAAUAAUGUGUAUCUAAAGAGAUAGGAAGUUGCUUGUAUGAAAUCCUUGUCAUUACAGGUUGAUCUGAUAAAAAUGAAUUUGGGAAGCUUUUUGUUGUAAGUUGUUAGGCAGAUGUAAUCAAGGAUGGCACCAGAAGCCAGCCAGAACACUUUGCAUGCAAGUUCAUAAGCUUUCUGAAAUUUUAAACGGAAUAUAAGAAGUAUUUAGAAUAUUAAUGUAUUGUGUUUAAUUACGAAAGGUUUAAACCCCUGUAAUUAUCAUCAUUAAAAAUAAAUUCGAUUUCUUUUUGUCAGAAUCUGUGGAGCAAUCCAUUCGAAGUUUCUCUCUAUUUUUUUUUGUUUGUGAAUAUUGUUGGUUUAUUUCUAUUGACAGUAUUUUGCCCCUUUGGCACUUGCAGUAUUUAGAUUUAUUUGUCACUCGUGUCGAUAGUUUGAGACGAAGAAUCUCCUCAUGUGGGCUGAAAGAUGAUGGUCUGGACUACAGCUUAAUAAGGGCCACAUUUGAGGUAAUUUGAACUUAAUCUUCUCUGUGCAUUCAAUCAAGUAUAACACGAUUCUUAUGAAAAAAGUACUGAAAAUCUUAAUCAAAUGGCUUCAUUAGUUUCUUAUGAACUUGAGUGGCUUUGGAAUAGUGCUAAUCUUGCUUUUCCCUACAAUGCCAAGCCAAAAUUACACCAUACUGUAAUCUGUAAAUUCUCUGAAUACGUUUUCUACGUCAGAAAAUGUUCUUGAUAAUUUCUUUUAGGUUUUUCAUGACGCGUUUCUAAAAUUUUUAUCUGUGUUGUGGCGAACUGUAGCUCACACUCAAGGAUGCAAUCCUUGUCUGUACUCUAAUAAAUUGUAUCGAUUGUUAAUGAAGAAUUAAUCCAUUUAACUUCAUUCUGCGAGGAUUAUAACAGAUGAUUUCUCUUGUAUGGGCGGUAGUAUAUCAAUUGAUUGCUGUCAUGUAAGCUGAUCCAAAUGAAUGGUGUUUAGGCGGACACCCGAGCAUUUGCUUUUUACCCAAAAAUGAUUUUUUAACCCUUUUACUACUUUUUCAUUAGUAUUGGACAAAGUUGUCAUGCUGAAUAUCGCAUGAUUUCUUUAGUAUUUUAGUAUUUACAUUUCAUCGACUACUUUUUUGCUGUUCUACUGAUUCUACUUCAUUAUAGGCGUGCGCAGACAAUGAUUCAUAUAAAAUAUUAUUCUCAGUAUGAUCGUGGUACUUUGCAUCAAUGGUCACUCAUCCUGUGCAUGCCCGAAUUCAAUAGCCUUCGAGUUUAUUGGAGAACUUGAAGUGGAUUUUAGGAAUGUAUUAUAUUCAGUAUGCUUUGAUAAUUUUUCGUUUUAAAAUAUUUGGGUAAUAUAGAUGAGUUAAAUAAAGUAAGGAUGAAAUUCAAAAAGAUUAAAACUGCAACUGCAGGAAAAUAAGUGGGUGAAGUACAAGAAAUUAUGGGUAAAAUUUCAUGCGUCAUGAACUCAUUCAUGACCAACAGUCACUAAGAAGUAUUUUAUGAUUUACUAUGACUGUGGUUCUCUCCCACUCACAUAUGGUAGACCCAGCAACCAAAUGCAUUGGUUGCUGAGUUAUGACAGGUUGUCCGAUUUUCUUCUUUUUCUUCCCUUUCCCAUCCUCUCCUUUCUUUUCAUCUUCGUACAUGUUUUUUCUUCCAUUAUUACAUCUGCAGGAAAUUUUCGUUGCUCUGAAACUGCAAAAGUUUAUUAUAGAUAUUCUGAAGUGUCGUACCAAAGAGAUAAAGACUCGGAUAUUUGGUGAUUUCUAGCUAGACUCUGAAUUAGUCGGCGAAAAUUAAUUGAUUUAAUAUUAGGUUGUAAUUGAGAAGUCCCUCUAAUACCUGUUGACUUUCUUGUUUGCGUUAUUUUGUAAUAGUGUAAAGUUGCAAUUUCUUUCGACUGCUGAGCUUGGAGCUCUUUAUUUUAACGAGUUUUAUGGGAUUAUUAAGCAUCAAAUAUUUUUUUACCGAUUUUCCUUUUGUAAUAUUGUGAUUGAAUCUGAAAGUUUGCUAUCCAUGCUGAUGAGAUAUCUCUGUCUCCUUGUAAUGUUUUGUUUCUCAAUUUUUGGAGGUCAGACCACCGACACUAAAUUGGUUUUCUGGUUUUUGGACAGCAUCUGCUUAUUUACCUAAUAUGACCUUUCAAUUGAUGUCUUUCUGAACACCUGACAGCUAUAACUGGGUAUUUCUGUCUAUGCUUUUGAUGUAAUGACGAGACAGAAAAGCAUUUAUGAUGUGUUUGCUAGCUUAUUUCUUUGCUCUACCGUCUUGAUUGAAUUUUGAGCAUUUGUGUGGAUUCUUCCUUUCUUAGGUUAAAUUAUUGGUGUUGUGAGUUGCAUUUAUUUAUUUCCUGCCUCACUGACUGUUGGUCUGCAUGUUGCCUUGUUUUGUCACAGCGUGCCACCGAGUAUUUAUCGUUAGAAGGGAUUGGGAUGGAGGAUUCACUGCAUCUGCACGAUUAUUGGGCUCGCUUAGAGAUGGACCUGGGGAAGGAUUUGAUAGCAGCCCGUGGAGUUUGGGAAAGCUUGCUUAAAAAAAGGUCUUUAUCUGGGGACACAUUGCCAGCUGCUACUGCUUGUAUUUGGCGAAUUCUCAUUUAAAUGCGUAAACAACUGAAAUGCCUGUGUUUCUGUUCAUUUAGGAUGUUCUCGCACUUCCAGCAACUUGUUUUGGGCUUCACGUUCUUACAUUCUAUACACUACUUACUGCAGUGGCGCUGUGUUGGAAGCUUGGAAAGGUUACAUAGAUAUGGAGAUCAGAUUGGGUAAUACAAAUGAGGCAAGAUCCAUCUACAAGAGAUGCUAUAGCAAAAAAUUCGUUGGAAACGGUUCCGAGGUAUGUUUCUUUUUGCUUAUAGGCUGUGUUAAGUAAAUGUCAUUUGCUUUUUCUUCAUGUGGCUUUCUUUUUCUGAAAUCGUAAUUUUUAUGCCGCAUUUUUGCAGCUAAUUCUAAAUUCGUGACUCUGAAUCUUAUCUGGCUCAUGUUAACUUGCUUCUGUUUGGAUAAUUCUCUUCCUAUUAUAUUUGGUCUCUGUUAAUAUUUUUAAAUCCUUAGUCCUAGAUAAUCUCCAAGAUUGCUGACCCAGGAAAUUAUAUCGCACCCUGUUUACAAUUUUAUUUUUUGUUCCUAUUCAUCCUCUAGGCAAACUCCAAGGAUGUCCCUACCUUUCUCAAAUGGUAUAUUUCUUUGUUAUCUUUUUUUUAUUUCCAAAUUACUCGCUAAAAUUUCUUGUUAUAAAAGUUUAGUACCAAUGAUAUUUAGCUCGUGUUAACAAUUUGGUAAUACAUCUUGGUGAGCACCAAAUUAAGGAAGGAAUAUCAUCGUCCAUUGUUUCCCUCGCCGUUUUUCAAUGUAGUUUGUUAACAUGCGAACAAGAUCAUGACAUCUGACCGUGCCCCUCUGAUGACCACUAUAUUGAUGUAUAUCAAGUUCAAUGGACGAAGAGGCUGGAGGAAGCUCCGUAUUCCCUUGUUCCGCCAUGGGUUCCUCCAAUUUGUAAAUUACAUGAAUUUCCCUCCUUGGACAAGUUGCCCCAAUGUUUUCAUUAUCUGGGUUCUUCCAUGCACCACUUUCGUACCCUGCACGUGCCAGCUGAGGUUGUCUGUCGUGGAAUCUUCAGCUAUGUUGUCCGCAGUGCCUCCACUGUCACAUUGGCCAUGGUUACGCCUGCACCUGCUGAGUGGGGUUAUGUCCAUCGGUGCCUAUGUGCAUGCUAGACUCUUUGUCCAAAACUUUUUUUUGGCUGAGCAAGGUUCAACUAACCUGGGUGCCCUAAUGAGGGGGUGUGUCACAGUGUACUGUUUGAUGCCUUCUCAUUCUUUGCAUAUUGUGUCUUUUCCCAAUAAUUUAUCAUGUGGUGGAUUUUGAUAAAGAAUGACUCAACUGAAAACUUUCAUAAAAACCUGUGCCAUAAUGGGGUGUCAUUUGCAUAUCUUUUCCCAUUUAUUCACGUUGUUAAUAUGUAAUUUAGUUUUAUGGCAGGACGUGACACUGUUCCUCUGUUAUAUGUUCUACCUGCUUUGGCAUUCUGUCUUCGAAGAUACACAAUAAUCGUUUCCUGCUAGUUUACUUAUUUUCCCGUCUUUAGGUGUUUUUUAAGCUAUCGUAAUAAAUUAAUAUUGUGCUUCAGAUGAUACCUGUCUCCUAAAAGAACAUGGUUAUUCAGGAUAUUUGCCACUCUUGGUUGCGGUUUGAAAGGCAAUUUGGUUCUCUUGAUGAUUAUGAUCUUGCGAUGAAGAAGGUAAGCUUUCUCUGGCGAUGAUGCUUCAUGCAUUUUAUAAUUGCUUUCUGAGUGGUGAGAGGUAGUUAGUUGGGAUGUAGUAUCUUCUGAUAACCAGUUUAUACACAGCUCUGCAACAUGGUAUUGAGCUAGGGGUGUGAUACUCUGAGGAACCUCACCUAUCCGCACCCUUGGAUCCCCCUCCUAUAUAACACCUGCAGUGGACGCCUUUAGUUUGAAACUGCUACAAGCUGCGAACAUGGCCACAUACGAUCAGAAUGUUGAGUGCCUAUGAUAUAUAUCGCAAUGAGCUGGGGCAUGAUGUCAUAUCCAACCGUUAAUGGGUGUAUUACCAUGGUGGAGAAGGAUUUUUAUUUAUUUUUUUCUCUGUUGCGAUCAAAGAAAACCAUGCUUCCUUCUCUCUUGCUAAGGGCCACUUUCAUUGAAACAGAAACCUGCUGAAUUUGGGGUAAAAAAGGAAUACUGGAAUGAUUACUCUUCUCAUUCAUGCCUACAUCAUGGUCUUCAACAAUGGCGGAGGCUUGGCAAAUGUGUAAAGAGAGCAGAACGGAGAUCGAUGAAUAAGAGAAGUUUUCCCAUGAAACUCAUCCUAUUGUGGUCGUUGGGGACCUAAAGCUGCUGUGCUGCUUUGUUAAUCAAGAAAAAUCAACGAAAAAGAUAUUAAGAUGGGAGUCGGGGCUAACACAACUAAAACAGGGUGAUCCUAAUGAGGCAGGAGUCUAUGUGGAAUUGAUGAACUGGUUAAAACGGGCCCUUGCAAUCAUUGGAAGAUUUACCAAACAGGAUAUCCUCUACGAUGUAUUUUUUUGUGUUUAUUUCAUAUUGACUUUCAUCUAUUGCCCUCCCUCAGGUGAUGCCCCGUUUGAAGGAGCUCAGCAUGUUCAGGAUGCAGCAAGCCUCCAAGACUGGUUUUCCAUCAACUGUUCCGAAUAAUGAUGCUAACGCAAGAACUCCCUCCAAGAAGAGGAAAAUGACGGACGGAUCAAUGGAAAAGCAGCUCUCUGCAAAGAGGCAAAAGGAUGUACUUCCAGGACGAGAGUCUCAUCCAGGUUCUGCUCAGAAAUCAGGGCCCGUUGAUGAUACUCAAAUGGUAACAUUCAUUCCGACCGUGUUACCCAAGUCCAAUAAAUCAGAGACAAAAAUUGAGCAAGCCGCUGGCGAUUCUGUUUCCAAAGGGGACGCCCCAACGUUCUACACGGAUCAAUGUACGGUGUUUGUCUCUAACCUCAGCCUAGAGGUAUGGUUCUCUGGAAAUUAAUUUCUCAGGAGUACUUUAAAAAGUGAUACAGAAUGAAAGAGAAUGCAUCAAUAAAUAGGUAGCAUGACUCGUAAAAUUUCUUAACGUUUCCUUCGUUUUUUUAGGUAAACGAGAACCAUCUGGGUGAAUUCUUCAAUGACGUUGGUGGAGUGACUGCUAUUCGAUUGUUGAAGGACAAGUUUACUGGUAGACCGAGGGUGCGUGCCCAAUCACACAAACAAUUUACAGUCAUCGAUUUCUAUUGGAAAUUUCUAUUAAAAGUAUAAAAAGAAAUUUACAGCGAUUUUCUCGCCACUUUUCCUGCAUUUUUAUCUCAUCUGAUCCUCUUUAGAUGCAAACUGUUAAAGAACAUGAGUUAUUUCUAGUCUUUUUCAGUUGCUGUGUGCUGUACGUGUUCAUCUUGUUUCCAUCUACAACAGGACUUCAUGGCUCGAAUCCUCAAGCCCUUGUUCCUUUCUCGACAUUCUUUAAAAUUCGGAAAAUCUUUCGUGGUCGAAUUAAAGAAACGUUAUGUUUUUUUUUUCCAUUAUUUUUUCUCGAAAUAGAUGAUCAAAUAUCUAAAUUUUAUCUGAAGUUAUUUCUCUUACUGACUUGCAUAAGGUCUCUCCUCACGGCUGCUUCCUGAACCCUUGUUUCUCUAUCUUCUACUUCACCAGGGAUUUGCAUAUGUAGACUUUUCUGACGACGAACAUCUCCAUCUGGCGAUCGCUAAGAACAGACAGACUCUGCUUGGGAAGAGAUUGAGUAUUGCCCGGUCAGAUCCAAAGCAGGGUCAGAAAAAGGGACUUACCCGGGGUGGAUUUGCAGGUGGUCGUGGUACGUCACACAACCAUGCCGUCAUUCCCUUACGUAAUGCACUGCAUUUAUAUCUCUAUACAUCGUGGGAUAUUUAUCAUAUGGUAGAGAAUUUCCUUUCCCCGUCAAGCAAACCUGUGUAGCUCUUACCAUGCUAGGACACCUGAGUGUUAACCACGCGCCACGCGCAGUCACUGAGCUGCAGCAGUUAUUACCGCAGCCAUGAACUCUUCUCCAAAUCCUCCCUAGGCCAUUCCACCCAAGAUCCUCGUCGCUGUUCAUACCUAAUGCUGCGAUAUUUUCGAGACGCUGAAAGAAGGGUAGAUCAGAUUUCAUGCUGGCGAUGAUGGCGGGUUUUGAUCCAAUCAUAUGGUGUGUUUGUUGCCGUUUCUCUGUUCUUAUACAGGUCGGAGGGCAGCUUCCGUUGAGGACGAAGACCAUGGCAGGGGGGAAAGACAGGACAGGAGUUCCAUUAAGUCUGCUUCCCACAGGCGCGGCGGUCACGUACAGUUGACCGGGAGCGCCACGUUUGCGGUGCCCAGAUCCGUCAGACCCCUCGGCUGGUCCAGUAGCGAGGCGAAGCCAGCGGACGGUGAGGAACAGCCCAAGUCAAACCAGGAGUUCAGGAGUCUGCUCAUGAAGAAGUAG
This is a messenger RNA of Spirodela intermedia, 13794 nucleotides long. NCBI's taxonomy places the organism in Eukaryota, Viridiplantae, Streptophyta, Magnoliopsida, Alismatales, Araceae. The record is from the annotation of a GenBank genome assembly.